This is a messenger RNA of Sclerotinia trifoliorum, 1973 nucleotides long. The record is from the annotation of a GenBank genome assembly. Lineage: Eukaryota; Fungi; Ascomycota; Leotiomycetes; Helotiales; Sclerotiniaceae.
AAGGCUCAGGAACACACGAGGGGAAAAUCAGAAGAAAACAAAAACACUGUUCUGCCCCUUCCGAGUCAAACCACCAAAACCACUUCCUAUCCACAAAUCCCUCUCAGCAUAACUCCAAACCAUUACAAUCAUGGCUGAUAAGAAAGAAGAAACUCAAGAGAUUGGUCAGUCGUCCAUAUUUUCCUUAUUAAUCAUCAAUUAUCAAUUCAAUCUUACUUUAUUGCUGUUGGUUUGCUGGGCAAAAGAUGGACCCCGCCAAUGCGACUCGAAAGAUACAAGAAUUUGCACAACCACCUUGGAAACAGCGCAAAGAACAGAGGACAAUUAGCUAACAAUACAACAACAUGCAGAUUACUCUCUCAACAACCCUGAUACCCUCACCAAAUACAAGAAUGCUGCUACAAUCUCCCAAAAGGUUUUGAAGGAUGUUACCGCCUUGUGUGUUGCUGGCGAGAAAAUUGUCACCAUUUGCGAGAAGGGUGACAAGCUCCUUGAGGAGGAGAUCGCGAAGGUUUACCGAGGAAAGAAGAUGGUCAAGGGUAAGCAGGCUCCUCUACUCGUCAUAUUUAUUCGACUAACAAACAGAAAAGGUAUUGCCCAUCCAACCACCGUUUCUCCUUCAGCGUUCGUUACUCCUUAUACUCCUCUUAAAACGGACGAAGCCGAAGCAAAUGUUGUUCUCAAGGAGGGCGAGGCCAUCAAAAUUCAACUCGGUGCACAAAUUGACGGAUUCGGAACAAUUGUCUGCGACACCAUUAUCAUUCCUUCUGCUGAGAACGCAAAUGGAGAGAUCAUUGGAAGAGAUGCGGAUCUCUUGUUGGCUACACACUACGCAAAUGAGCUGUUGUUACGUUUGAUGGUCCCUCCUGGAUUGGUCCCAGUUGGCACAGAAGAGGAGCAGAAGAAGGCAGCAGCUGUUAAAGCUCCAACCCAAGCUAAGAUCACAAGCUUACUCGAGAAAUUGGUAAAGAGUUACGACUGUAACUUGGUCGAGCACACCACCUCUUGGCAAUUUGAGCGCAACGAGAUCGAAGGAAAGAAGAAGAUUAUUCUUGCUCCAGGAGAUGGUACAAGAGGUGAUGGUGUUCCAGAAGUCGGCGAUGUUUGGGGUGUUGAGAUGGGUGUUUCCCUUGGCUCUGGAAAGAUCAAGAACUUUGAGAACAGAACUACUCUUCACCGUCGUACCAACCUCACAUACGCUUUGAAGCGACCAAGUUCUAGAGCGAUCAUGAACGAAGUUGUGAAGAAGUUUGGCACUUUCCCAUUCAGUUUACGACAAUUGGAAUCUGAGCGAGAUGCUAAGGUCGGUGUUGUUGAGUGUGUACGUGGUAACGUUUUCAGACAAUAUGAAGUUGUUGGAGACAAGGAUAACGAGGCAGUUGGAAGAUUGUUGACCACCAUCGGUGAGUAAUGAUGAAAAUAUUUGUCUUUGAAAGAUUACUAACACGUUUAGCAAUUACCAAAAACGGUUUACAAAAGAUUGCUUCACCACCUGAGCCAGAUCUUAGCAAGUUCAAGACUGAUAAGAAGAUCACUGAUGAAGAGAUCCUCAAGAUACUGGAGCAGCCUUUGGCUAAGGACAAGAAGAAGAAAGCUGCUAAGAAGCCCGCUGCAGCAGAGUAAAUAGGUCGGUGAGGGAUUAGGCACGUGAUAAGAGGAAGAGAGAUGACAGCUGAAUCAGUUGAAAGCUGACAAAUGGUCUGAUUCAAACCUCACUAUGGAAAACUACUCUUCUCUAUUUACGUUUCUUGCUGCGGGCACUGCUUCAUAAAGCUUGUCAAGUAUUCACUGUUCUUACCUCAUUUAUUGUCAUUCGGAAGAGCGACGAGCAAAUGUGGUAACUCGGGUCUGCAUCCCAUAGGAAGAUUUUAUUGAGCAGUGGAAAGCUUCUCAAAUUCAGAGAUAUGCAGCAAAUAAAUGAGUGCUGAACCAAAUCAAUCUUGCAAGUGAAUUUAAUUGUUUGAUUAUCGCGU